Molecule: messenger RNA, 924 nt
Organism: Fulmarus glacialis (Northern fulmar)
Lineage: Eukaryota; Metazoa; Chordata; Aves; Procellariiformes; Procellariidae
Product: cathepsin S-like
Exons: 7
Coding region: 1-924 (307 amino acids)
Biological process (GO): immune response
Cellular component (GO): lysosome
Molecular function (GO): cysteine-type endopeptidase activity
Source: RefSeq, a predicted model, not a curated record
AUGAAGCUGCCGGCUUCCAUCACCUUCCUGGCCGCGCUUGGGGUGGCACUGGGAAAAGAGGAAGGGGUCCGGCGUGUGACGUGGGAGAGGAACCUGCGACUCGUGAUGCUGCAUAAUCUGGAGCACUCCCUGGGGCUGCACUCCUACGAGCUGGGCAUGAACCACCUGGCAGACAUGACCCGUGAGGAAGUGGCGGCUUUGUUAACUGGGCUGAACGUUGCUCCUCGGCCAAACCGUAGGAGCCAAACGUACCGACCGCAGCCUGGCAGCAAAGUCCCGGACACGAUGGACUGGAGGGAGAAGGGAUGCGUCACAGAUGUGAAGAACCAGGGUGCCUGUGGGUCAUGCUGGGCGUUCAGUGCCGUGGGAGCCCUCGAAGGCCAGGUGAAGCUGAAGACGGGGAAGCUGGUGUCUCUGAGCACCCAGAACCUCGUUGACUGCUCCAUGAUGUACGGGAACAAAGGCUGCAGUGGAGGUUUCAUGACCAGUGCUUUCCAGUACAUCAUCGACAACCAAGGGAUUGACUCAGACGAUUCCUACCCCUACACAGCUCAGAAUGGGACAUGCCAAUACAAUGCUUCCACACGAGCCGCCACUUGCUCCAAGUACGUUGAGCUCCCACAAGGCGACGAAGCAGCCCUGAAAGAUGCUGUAGCCAACAUCGGACCAGUCUCCGUCGCCAUUGAUGCCACCCAGCCCACCUUCUUCUUGUACAGGUCAGGUGUGUAUGAUGACCCCCAGUGCACACAGGAGGUGAAUCACGCAGUGCUCGUGAUUGGCUACGGCACCCUGAAUGAUAAGGAUUACUGGCUUGUGAAAAACAGUUGGGGUGUGCGUUUUGGUGACGAGGGCUAUAUCCGCAUGUCAAGAAACCACGCGAACCAUUGCGGGAUCGCCAGUUAUGCCUCUUACCCGCUAAUAUAG